Penicillium crustosum is the source of this 2661-nucleotide messenger RNA. Its product is annotated as putative kinesin family protein (KlpA). The transcript has 6 exons. The record is from RefSeq and is a predicted model, not a curated record. Gene Ontology annotation, molecular function: microtubule binding; ATP binding; microtubule motor activity. The coding region runs from base 1 to 2661 and encodes 886 amino acids. NCBI's taxonomy places the organism in Eukaryota, Fungi, Ascomycota, Eurotiomycetes, Eurotiales, Aspergillaceae. Gene Ontology annotation, biological process: microtubule-based movement.
AUGGAGGGUGAAAACAUAACCAGAACCAGGUCGUCUACUCGGACGCGCCUACCACAGGCCGGCCUACGGGAGGCCACCUCCGCGACGACCAACUCGCGCUCCGGCAUCAUGGCGCCGGGUACAAUUGCAAACAAGGCUAUGAGCAUGUCGCGUAUGGAAGACCCUCACUCGUUGGCGCAACAUAAACUGACAGCGCCGGAAGCAACCCGCCCGAAAACCGCAAACCCAGAAACAAAGAGACCUGGAUCCGUCACCCGACAGCCUAGUAUUACGACCAGAGCGCAUAGCCGGGGCAACUCGUAUUCAUCUUCCACCAUAUCCCGGCCGACUGCACCUGCAUCUCGCGCAGCCAAUGGCACCUUUUCCUCAACCGUCGGCCCCGGCACACGCCCAGCAUCGGCCAUGUCCCGGCAUCAAUCAUCCUUUAACGGCCGCAGACCCGUUGGCGCAUCGAUUCCGCGCGCAGCGAGCGCAUUGGAUACCCAUAUGGAAGAUGUCUCUCCCAGUGUGCUAGGAAAACGAAAGGGAUUGGACGAAGGUUGGAAUGGGUCCUUCCAACCAAGCAACUAUCCCCGUGUUGCCCAGUACCCCAUUCCGGAAUGUUUCCACUGUUACCACCCCAAAGUCACUUGGAUACGUCCAACCCUCCUCUUCCUCGUCUUUUUCACCACCCCUAUCGCACUCUCCAGGACCCCAUCACAUUCCCAGGGGCGUAUUGUCAAGAAAUCCUCCCACCCCGCGUUUUUGACCAAAGGUUCUUCGAUCAGAAGUUUUGACAAUAUCACAGGCCCGGAAUGGGAUCAAGCCUCUCGCGAAAAGAGCAUGGAGGGAUUGAUGCAGACUUUUAUGGCCCAGGUAAACCAACAAGGUCAAGCAAGCUCUGGUCUCAAGGAGACGGUUGAACUGUACAAGUCAAGAAUCAACGAGCUCGAAGCCUCUCGGGAUGAGGUGAAAGAACUCAAUAUUACCCAGCGCGUGGAAUUAGAUUCGCUGCGGAACCAGCUACGUACGGCAGAGCAGGCGCGUAAAGAGGACAAGCGAGACUAUGAAAUCGCCAUGGAUGAUCUUUGCCAGCGCCAGCGCAUUGAAUUGGAUUCGGUCCAACAGCAAAACAGAAAAGAAAUUGCCGCAAUCACUGACCGACACCAAGAGGAGGUUCGCGACCUGAAGCGACGAUUCGAUCGUGAGAUUGAAGACGAAAAAGCAGCACGACUAACUGCGCUCGGGAAGCUCACUUCCCAAUCUGCACUUGAUACCCAGAAGUCCCAAAUCGAAUUGGAAAAGAAGGACCGCGAAAUUGCGACAUUGCAUGAUGGGCUACAGACCCUGAAGGCGGAACUCGAUCGUGAACGAAGAAAUGUGCACGAACUCAAACUCAAUUUGGAUACUACAAGCAGCAACAGUGUUACACUGGAAUCAUCAGUUCGUGCUCUUAAGGCACGCAUUGAGUUCCUUGAAAGUGGACGGGAGGAACAGUCCAAAUCUUUUGAGCGGUGCAACCAGCAGAUGAUGGAUGCAUUUGCCGAGACAGAGGCAAUAAAGGAGAAGCUGCGCAGGGAAGAAACACUCCGGCGCAAACUUCAUAACCAAGUGCAAGAGCUCAAAGGCAAUAUCCGCGUGUUUUGCCGAGUUCGCCCCUCACUUAAGAGUGAACCUGCCUCCGAUCUCACUCUCAUGCAGUAUCCCGAUGAAACCGACGACGGGAAGGAGAUUAAUAUCCUUGGCCCUGAAGAGAGGAGCAGCCUUGGAACAGUUAGCCGGAAGAACAACACUUUCUCAUUUGAUCGUGUAUUCAAUCCAUCCACCCAGAACGCCGAGGUUUUUGAUGAGAUUAGCCAGCUUGUUCAGAGCGCACUGGAUGGCUACAAUGUUUGCAUUUUCUGUUAUGGCCAAACUGGUAGUGGCAAGACGCAUACAAUGUCAUCGGCCGACGGCAUGAUCCCUCGUGCUGUUCACCAGAUUUACGAGACCGCGCAAGGUCUCGAAGAGAAGGGUUGGCGGUACUCAAUGGCCGGUAACUUUAUCGAAGUUUACAACGAAAAUCUCAAUGAUCUUUUGGGCAACCCGGAUGAAUUGGAUAAGAAGAAGCAUGAGAUUCGCCAUGACAUGCAGCGGGGCAAGACUACUAUCACCGAUAUUACAACUGUCAAUCUGGACUCUCCCGAGAUGGUUGAGACUAUUCUCAAGAAUGCGGAUGCCAACCGCUCGGUAGCAGCGACCAAGGCCAACGAGCGCUCCUCGCGGUCUCACUCUGUCUUCAUUCUCAAGCUCACCGGCCAGAACCACAUCACUGGAGAACGCAGCGAAGGCACGCUGAACCUCGUUGACUUGGCAGGAAGCGAACGUCUGAGCCACAGUGGGGCGACUGGCGAGCGUCUGAAAGAGACUCAAAACAUCAACCGUAGUCUUAGCUCUCUAGGCGAUGUGAUUUCUGCUCUCGGCCAAGGGAAAGAGGGAGGUCACAUCCCAUACCGGAACAGCAAGCUCACCUACUUGCUCCAAUUCUCCUUGGGUGGAAACUCUAAGACUCUCAUGUUCGUUAUGGUCAGUCCUCUCCAGGCGCACAUGUCGGAGACCUUGACUAGCUUGAAGUUCGCCACCAAAGUACACAACACCCACAUUGGCACCGCAAAGCGACAGGCGCGUGUUCGUGACGCCUGA